Molecule: messenger RNA, 2777 nt
Organism: Pseudogymnoascus verrucosus
Lineage: Eukaryota; Fungi; Ascomycota; Leotiomycetes; Thelebolales; Thelebolaceae
Exons: 6
Coding region: 210-2255 (681 amino acids)
Biological process (GO): regulation of DNA-templated transcription; DNA-templated transcription
Cellular component (GO): nucleus
Molecular function (GO): zinc ion binding; transcription cis-regulatory region binding; DNA-binding transcription factor activity, RNA polymerase II-specific
Source: RefSeq, a predicted model, not a curated record
CGCCGAGGGAUUCGAAAGCGCAAGGCGUUUUAAAAAUAUUGCAGAUCUGAACUUAAAUCGUCGUCAUGGGCGUGGCUGUGCUGCCUGCCAUACGAACUGUCAUCCAUUGACCAAUGUCAGGCUCCACAACCUUAACCCAGCCCGCAGUCAACCAUCAAUGAAGCAGGUCAAAAACUUUUGUUGUUGAGCUCCAAAAAUUGGCGGGGUCCAUGCACAUCAAAAGUGUUACGUGCCUAGCUACUAUAAACUACGUAACGUUUUGUCCAGACCUCGUCACCUAUUCGCACGCAUCUCACCUCACCUCCUGUUCUUCAAGAGCGAUGGCCGCCCCCCUUUCCGGAAAGGAGAGUCCCUCAACAAAAGAUACUCCAACCAUGGCGACUAAAGCGGAUACCACGGAGAAAAGCGCUCGCAGUUCUCACUCUCCCACGCCGCUCCCGCUCUCAAGAACUUGCCAGAAUUGUGCACAUGCCAAGAUAAAAUGUACCCGUUUGAACCACCCGCAUAUAUGUGACAGAUGCCAUCGCCUGAGUAAGGAGUGCGUAUUUAGACAGGCCAGGCGGCGACACAAUGGCAGCAAGAAAGAUGUUCGCAUAGAAGCUCUCGAAGCCAAGGUUAACCAGCUUCUGGGUGCUACAUCCCAGGGUGCUACUUCCCAACCGGCCAAGUCUACUCCGCCAGGGCAGGUAACCUUUGACUUUGGACUUGAGGGCCCAACACCAGCAGUUAGCUCUGGGAUGGGCAGAGAUGUGAUUGACGACGGGUGGCUCGACAUGGAGGCUGCGAGCCGAUAUCUCGAAAUGUUCAGAACGGUUAUGGUUCACCGAUUUCCUUUUGUAGUCAUAUCUCCAAGCGUGACCGCUCAAGGGCUUCGCGAGACGAAGCCGUUUCUAUUUCUUACGGUGCUUGCAGCGGCCUCAUACGAGAAUAUGCCACUACAGCGGCGGCUUGGUGGUGAGAUUAAGCAUGUUGUGAGUAGUAGGAUGAUUUUUGGUGGAGAAGCUUCAAUUGAGCUUCUUCAAGGCCUUCUGAUCUAUCUUGCUUGGAACCACUAUUAUAGCCGGCCACGCGUAUAUUCCCAAUUUCUCCAGCUUGCCAUUAGCAUCGUAGUUGAUCUAAGACUCAAUCGACCACCGCCGAGCGGUCCACCCAAGGUUGGGCUGACGAUCGAUUUAGAUGUUGGUGCCAAGCCGAAUUACCCAAUAUCCUGGAGCCAAGAUGAGAGGAGAGCUGUUGCCGGUUGCUUUUAUCUUACCUCGAGCAUAGCUACUAUGUUACAAAAGACGUCGACAUUCCCGUUUUCUGCUCAUAUUGACGAUUUCUGCAAGACUCUUCGGGAUGAGGCAGCCUGCCCAACCGAUAAGUAUGUUCUAUAUGUUGUGCGAUUGCAAGCAAUUGCGGAAAAGAUAGACCGUCUGUAUUCUCAGCGAGUCUCCGAGUUGAACCCUGAGUCUACUAUCGAGCUAUUUGUUAAACAGCUGCAAACCGAGCUUGAGCUAUUCAGAGAACGCCUGCCGUUUGACAUGGCCGAAAGUUAUUUAUUAGCGAUGCAAUACCACGCUGUGGAGCUGAACCUUUAUCAGAUAGCCCUCCUCGAUAGAGGCGCGGAAUCAGAAAUUCCCCGAUUUAUGUCGUCAUCCACGUGGCGACUUGAUAUCUUAUGCGCCGGUUUAAUAUCGGCCAAGUCACUGCUUUCCUAUUUUAUUUCGCUCCCAGGACGCACCCAGCUGGCAAUGUCCAAUUCAGAGUGGAUUCAAAUCGGCGUCGCUAUGGUUGUCGCGUCAAAGCUAUCUGUUGCAGCUCGCGGACCAACAGCUUCGCGUGAUACCCUGGCCCUCCGCGACUCUCUCGACAUGCUGAGAUUUGUGAAGGAAGCAGUGGCAGUUGUGAGCCAAUUAGUGACCCAGGUUGUGGAUGCUGACGGGCGCCGUGAUAUUUUCUACGAUUACUGGAAGCGCGGCAAGCUUAUUCAGAGCUGGUACGAGAAGCAUUCCCCGAGACCCGCUAGCUUACCAUUACCACCGGCAGGCUUCAAUGGCUAUUAUGGUGACGGAAGCCAGCCGAGUUCAGCCAGUUACACUCCACAAAUACCACAACAGAUGGAUGAUUUCUUCGGCAUCGACAUGGGAGCUGCAAACCUCGAUAACCUGCUGCAAGCGGAAAUGGAAGAUAUCCAAUUGGAGGGUUACGUUCCUGAAAUGUCCAUAGAUGGUAUCAUGGCAGAUUGGAUGUCAUAUCCAUUGCUCCCAUUUUGAGGCAUUGCUGGACGCGUUUUUCGAAAUAAAAACAGAUUUAGACAGCACAGAGACAACCUCCCCCACUCUGGCCUUCGUUGUUGUUGCAGUCAGCUUAUAUAUAGUAAGCGCUAGAGCGAGCACUUUUGUGACGGAUUACGCAAAAGGCAACGAAUGAGCGCGGCCCCGAUUAAAAUUGAGGUGUAGCGAGAGACGAACUACGAAAUUGUUGAAUCCUACGAUUGUGACAUGGCACGACCCCACUUGUGUCAGUUUGCUCAUAGGGCAACGAAUGGGGCAGGAUCACUACUAGUUGGGGCUUGACACGAAGCUACGAGAUUAAGGAUCCUACGGUUGAGACAUGACAGGCGCUGUGGGGGGACAGAGGAAUCCAGGAUCGGAUUUAGGAUGAUAUGUAUUUGCAUUUAUGCGCUUCUACACCUAUAAGAAAGCCUAAUUCAGGUUGUGAUAUAAAAAUGUUAUUUGCAAAACACCGAAGGGACCGAGUACGCCAAUUAACUCCAGUUACAUAGAUACCGUCAC